Messenger RNA from Zalophus californianus (California sea lion), 2103 nucleotides. RefSeq names its product acyl-CoA synthetase medium chain family member 1 (gene ACSM1). Gene Ontology annotation, biological process: fatty acid biosynthetic process; acyl-CoA metabolic process. NCBI's taxonomy places the organism in Eukaryota, Metazoa, Chordata, Mammalia, Carnivora, Otariidae. The record is from RefSeq and is a predicted model, not a curated record. Bases 144 to 1868 code for a protein of 574 amino acids. Gene Ontology annotation, molecular function: fatty-acyl-CoA synthase activity; fatty acid ligase activity. The transcript has 14 exons. Gene Ontology annotation, cellular component: mitochondrial matrix.
GUGUACUCCUGGGAACUUUACUGAUCAGAGAGAAGUGUAUAUGUAAAGUCCCCAUUUCUAUACCAGUCCAAGACAAAGCCCAGCUGUUUUCUAGACACUGCCAGACAGAAAAUUCUGUGCCGGCUUCCUGAGGACUGCCCACCAUGCAGUGGCUGAUGAGUUUCCGGGUCCUCUGGGGCAUCCGCAAGCCCUUUCACCUUGCCCCUGGGUACUUUCGCUGCCAGCCUUUAUCAGGGGUUGGAGCCCCGAGAUGGAAUGACUACAGUGUACCUGAGGAAUUUAACUUUGCAAGUGAUGUCCUAGACUACUGGACUCAAAUGGAGAAGGAGGGCAAGAGAGGUCCAAACCCAGCCCUGUGGUGGGUGAAUGACCAAGGGGAUGAACUGAAGUGGAGUUUCAGAGAGUUGACAGACCUAUCCCGCCGUGCAGCCAAUGUCUUCACCCAGAUCUGUGGCCUGCAGCAGGGAGACCGUCUAGCCUUGAUUCUGCCUCGAGUGCCUGAGUGGUGGCUGGUGACCAUAGGCUGCAUCCGAGCAGGAAUAAUCUUCAUGCCAGGAACCAUCCAGUUGAAGGCCAAGGACAUUCUUUACCGAUUACAAGUGUCCAAAGCCAAGGGCAUCGUGACCACAGAUACCCUUGCCUCAGAGGUGGAUUCUUUAGCUUCUGAGUGUCCUACUCUGAAAACAAAGCUCCUGGUGUCUGACCAGAGCCAUCAAGGGUGGCUGGACUUACGAUCAUUGAUUAAAUCAGCCUCCCCAGAUCAUACCUGUAUUAAGUCAAAGACUCUGGACCCAAUGGCCAUCUUCUUUACAAGUGGGACCACAGGCUUCCCCAAGAUGGCAAAACACAGUCAUGGAUUUGCCUUGCGAUCCUCUUUCCCUUCAAGCAGGAAAUUGCUGCAACUGAAGACAUCUGAUAUCUUCUGGUGCCUUUCGGACACAGGCUGGAUUCUGGCUGUCCUUGGGUGCCUGUUGGAACCAUGGACAGCAGGGGCUACACUCUUUAUCCAUCAUCUGCCCCAGUUUGACCCCAAGGUUGUAGAGCAGAUGUUGUUCAAAUACCCCAUCACCCAGUGCCUUGCUGUGCCAUUCGUAUAUCGAAUGAUUCUACAGCACAGUUCUACCAGUCUCAGGUUCCCUACCCUGGAGCACUGCAGUGCCGGUGGGGAGGCUCUGCUGCCAGAGGAUCAAGAGCAGUGGAGAAGACAGACAGGCCUUCUGCUCUACGAGAUCUACGGACAGUCAGAAACAGGAGUAAGUUGUGGCACUCUCCGUGGAAUGAAGAUCAAGCCGGGUUCCAUGGGGAAAGGCAUUCCCCCCUUCGAUGUCCAGAUCAUUGACGACAAAGGCAACAGCCUGCCGUUCAACACUGAAGGCAACAUUGGCAUCAGGAUGAAGCCCACCAAGCCCAUUGGCCUCUUCAUGGGCUAUGAAGACAACCCAGUAAAGACAGCUGAAGUGGAGUGUGGGGACUUUUACAACUCUGGAGAUAGAGCAACUAUGGAUGAAGAGGGCUACAUCUGGUUCCUGGGGAGGAACGAUGACAUCAUCAAUACCUCUGGGUACCGCAUCGGGCCUGCAGAGGUGGAGAAUGCCCUGGCCGAACACCCGGCUGUGGCUGAAUCAGCUGUGGUGAGCAGCCUGGACCCGAUUCGAAGGGAGGUGGUGAAGGCAUUUAUUGUCCUGACCCCGGAAUUCGUCUCCCAUGACCGGGACCAGCUCACCAAGGAGCUGCAGCAGCAUGUGAAGUCAGUGACAGCCCCGUAUAAGUACCCCAGGAAGGUGGAAUUUGUCUCAGAGCUGCCCAAAACUGUCACUGGCAAGAUUAAAAGAAGUGACCUUCGGAAAAAGGAGCUUGGUCAGAUGUAAUCAGCAAAACCCUCAGAAACCACUGUGUCUUCUUCGCCAAAUCCCUGGCUAUCCCAGUUUCCUCACUAUGGGGAGGGUGAGGAGAGGAGUGCUGGACAUUGAUUUUAAGAGCAUCAGGAGUGCCCACAUUCCAGCAUUUUUGUUCUUUUAAAUUACUAUCAGUUACUCUCCUGCUUCCAAGUCCCCAAGUGAGCGCUCAGUAUGUGGCUGGGAUAAUAAACUGACAUCAGCAUCC